Oncorhynchus keta (chum salmon) is the source of this 6371-nucleotide messenger RNA. RefSeq names its product double-stranded RNA-specific adenosine deaminase-like. Gene Ontology annotation, molecular function: double-stranded RNA binding; tRNA-specific adenosine deaminase activity; double-stranded RNA adenosine deaminase activity. Lineage: Eukaryota; Metazoa; Chordata; Actinopteri; Salmoniformes; Salmonidae. Gene Ontology annotation, cellular component: cytoplasm; nucleolus. The record is from RefSeq and is a predicted model, not a curated record. Gene Ontology annotation, biological process: adenosine to inosine editing; RNA processing.
CGUCACUCCAAAUGCGCCAGUAAAACUGUCGCAAACUAGUGAUGUCAUCAUGCGCCCCCCUUACCCCCUUGUUUCUUUUGUCGACAGUGUCGCUAGCAAGCAGGAACUCGGACUGAUACAAAGCUUCAAUCGCAAACCCAGGUGCUGACUGCCACUUUGCGAUCAUCGCCCACCCGGCUGUUCUGCCAGACUGUGUUGUUGCAUCAGUAUCCAACACAGAGACACAUCCUCCUAUCUGCUGCGUAACAGGCGGCCCUGGUCCCCCCUCAACCUGCCCCCUGCGCUAUGAGCAGAGGACGAGGAGGGCCCCCCAUAGAGCAUUACCACCGACCCCCUCUCCCCCAACUGCAGGCUAAGCAACAAUACUACAGAGCUACCCCUGGGAUUUCACCCCAGAGCCUCCCCGCAACAGGCCCUACACCCAAACGUCCAUUCAUACCUGGGCCCAGUUCCCCCUCUAGUACCACCCAGUGCCCACUCUCAGCCUCUCUACCCUCUGUCCCUCCCCCACCCGGUCACAGCCCAGGCCUGAGUCAGCAGAGCUCUUGUCCCAGUGGUCCUAACUCCUUCAGGCAGCAGCAGGUCCACUUCCUGAGGGGACAGAACACUGAGGCUCCCCAGUUUAGGGUGAGCCCCAGAGGAGGGGUGCAGAGCUUGGGUCGAGGGGGACCGAACGGACUCUUCAACGAAUCGAACCAGGCCCAGGCAGGGUACAGCAGGUACUCCCAAAACAGCUCUAGGGGGAGAGGGGGAUACGGCAGCGAGCGAGGCAGAGGGAACGGUAGGGACUUCAGGUACCCGCCCAGUCAGGGACUCCCUAGAGGACCAACCGGCCCUACAUUCUGGAACCAGAAGCAGACUUCAACCCAAAAGCAAGGCUUCAACAGACAGUGGAGCCUUCAUGCAGACUGUGCUGACAGGCCGUCUUUCUCAGAAGACUUUCAAAGUUUAUCCUUAGACAGAGAGAGGUCCUUCAGAGGAAGAGUUGACAGAGGCGACAGCUUUGACAAAGCUUCUGUUGGUAGUAGUAAUAAUUCAAACAACAAGAGUGUCCCUACAUUUCAGCCACCCGACAUCCGAGAGCAAGUUUUGCAAGCCUUGGCAGAUUUGAGCCCCGGUGAGAAGCUGCAAGCAAAGUGUUUGGCGAAAACGCUGCGGUUGCCCAAAAAGUUUAUCAACCAGGCCCUUUACGGUCUCGAGCGUGAUAAGAAAGCUUCAAAACACGGUGAAAGUCCUCCAGAGUGGACUGUCUACGUAGAACCACAGGUAGAACCGGAAAGUAGAGAUUCUGAUCCGGAAAGCCCACGUUCCCAACCGAGGGAACAUUCUGUGGAGUCACAGGAAAGUCCUUCAGAAGAAGAUUGCUCUCACUUCCUUUCUGUGAAGGAGGAGGACGUUGUCAUCGAGGCUGAGAUCCAGGAAAUUGAAGCGCAGGGUCCUGAGGGCGACAAAGAAGAAGAUUACUACGUAGAAUCGGAUUCACACUCCUCUUCCUCAGAACCAUCUGAGUCAUAUCGGCAACAUUCCCAGUCCCAAACCCAACAACCCAGUAUCAACAGCAGCAGUAACGAAGAGCUUGACCUAGACCUUGACGAGAGCGACAUGGCGGACUGCGGUAGUAAUCAGAAGGAGUUGAUCCUGCAGUAUCUGCUGGAGGCAGGGGAGGCCACGGCCCUGGUGAUCUCCAAGAACCUGGGCCUGAGGGGUGCCAAGCAGGUCAACCCCACCCUGUACGCCAUGGAGAAGCAGGGUGACGUGAGCCGCAACGCAGAGGUGACCCCUCACAUCUGGGAGCUAUCUGUCCAUCGCAGGGAGAGGAUGGAGAGGAGCCUCAAGGCCGAGCGCAGCGCCCCUGCAAAGGUCGAAGGAAUGGGGUCCGGAUUCCAGGCGGUGCCACCCGGAUUGGAGUGUCUAGAGGCCAACCCUGAGGCGGAGGACGAGUCAAACGGAGGGCAGUGGGCGACCGAUGAUAUCCCCGAAUUCCUCAACGCCAUCAGCCGGGAUGGAGGGGGGACAGUAGCAGUCUCCCUGGCAGCGCCCCCACCUCAGAACCUCCGUGCCAAACUCCAGGAGGUGAGGGCCAAGAACCCCGUCAGCGGCCUGAUGGAGUUUGCCCAGUACCAGGGACACAAUUGCGAGUUCCUGCUCCUCGACCAAUCAGGGCCCUCACAUGACCCCAGAUUCCGUAUGCAGGUCAUGCUGGACGGCAGGUUGUUUCCUGUUGCUGAGGCAUCUAAUAAAAAGGUGGCUAAGAAAGAUGCUGCCGCAGCAACCCUGAGGAUUCUGCUGCGUGAGAUAGAGGGGGGAGGGGCCGAGGAGGGGCUCACUGCAGGGGUGGACCAGGCCAUGGACCCCACCUCUGACGUCCCUGUAAGUCUGAAGUGUGUUCGUGUGUGUGUGGAGGAGGUGGUGGAGGGUCCACCCCAGGCCCUGUCCCGUUCCCUGCCGGGCGGUAAGAACCCCGUGUCCAUGCUGAUGGAGUACAGUCAGCGCACUGGAAACCCCAUCGAGUUCAUCAACACUGGACAGGAGGGCCCACCUCACGACCCACGGUUCAUGUUCAGGGUGAAGAUCGGGGAAAGCCUGUGUGCUGAGAGCUCAGCCCCCAGUAAGAAGGCUGCCAGGCAGCUGGCUGCAGAGGAGGCAGUCAAGGAGUUAAUGGCCGACGGGAGACUGCAGCUCAACAAGCCCCAGUUUCCCCUGUGUCUGUCUGGUGAUGAAGGGGGCUUCAUGCCCGCUUGCCCCUCCUUGCCCCCGCUGACAGAGGAGGAGCUGCGUUCUGCCCACGAGGCGGGGGUUGGUGACCUCAUCAGCCACCUAAACAACAACGCUGUGUCAGGUCUGCUGGAGUACGCCCGGGCCAGGGGCUUCGCUGCAGAGAUACGACUGGUUGGGCAGUCAGGACCACCGCACGAGCCCAAGUUUACCUACCAGGCUAAACUAGGGGGUCGCUGGUUCCCUCCUGUCUGUGCUUCCAAUAAGAAGCAAGGGAAACAGGAAGCAGCUGAUGCAGCUCUGAGGGUUCUGAUUGGAGAGGCAGAGAAGGCUGCCCGCACCGGGGAACUAACCCCUGCAGAGCUGCCACUGAGUGGUGGGACAAUCCAUGACCAGAUCGCCAUGUUGAGUCACCAGCGCUUCAACGCCCUCACCACACGCAUACAGCACAGUCUUCUGGGAAGGAAGAUCCUCGCUACCAUCGUCAUGAAGAGGGGGGAAGGGCUGGGGACCGUGGUCAGUCUGGGAACAGGAAAUCGUUGUGUUAAAGGGGAGGAGCUGAGUCUUAAAGGGGACACCGUUAAUGACUGCCACGCAGAAAUCAUCUCCAGGAGAGGGUUUAUCAGGUUUCUAUAUGCUGAGUUGCUGAAGCACUGUGAAGGAUCAGAGGACAGCAUAUUUGAGACAGCUGAGGAGAACAAGCUCCGGAUCAAACCUGACACCACCUUCCACCUCUAUAUCAGGUGGGCCUUUUUAUUUUAUUUGUUUAUUUCACCUUUAUUUCACCAGGUAGGCUGUACAACCAUCACUUUGACCACUGGCUCUCUCAUACACCCUAUUCCUCAUACUGCAUGGCUUUGUCUUUGGAGUCAAAAGUAUGCCUCAAGGGUGUUUGUGCCAUGUGUAGGUGAGGGCACCAUCCCGGUAGAGUCAUCGACCAUCGUGCCCACCUGGGACGGCAUCCAGCACGGCGAGCGUCUGAGGACCAUGAGCUGUAGCGACAAGAUCCUUCGCUGGAACGUCCUGGGACUGCAGGGAGCCCUGCUCUCCCACUUCCUCCAUCCUAUCUACCUGGCUUCAAUCACCCUGGGCUACCUGUACAGCCAUGGCCACCUGACACGUGCUGUCUGCUGCCGAUUGGCCAGAGACGGCGAAGCCUUCUCCAAGAGUCUACCUGCUCCCUACACACUCAACCACCCCGAGGUACACGUACAGAAACACACUCAACCACCCCGAGGUACACGUACAGAAACACACUCAACCACCCCGAGGUACACGUACAGAAACACACUCAACCACCCCGAGGUACACGUACAGAAACGCACUCAACCACCCCGAGGUACACGUACAGAAACACACUCAACCACCCCGAGGUACACGUACAGAAACGCACUCAACCACCCCGAGGUACACGUACAGAAACACACUCAACCACCCCGAGGUACACGUACAGAAACACACUCAACCACCCCGAGGUACACGUACAGCAACCACCCCGAGGUACACGUACAGCAACCACCCCGAGGUACACGUACAGCAACCACCCCGAGGUACACGUACAGCAACCACCCCGAGGUACACGUACAGCAACCACCCCGAGGUACACGUACAGCAACCACCCCGAGGUACACGUACAGCAACCACCCCGAGGUACACGUACAGCAACCACCCCGAGGUACACGUACAGCAACCACCCCGAGGUACACGUACAGCAACCACCCCGAGGUACACGUACAGCAACCACCCCGAGGUACACGUACAGCAACCACCCCGAGGUACACGUACAGAAACGCACUCAACCACCCCGAGGUGGGCAGGGUGAGUGUGUAUGACUCCACGCGUCACACAGGGAAGACCAAGGAGUCCAGUGUGAACUGGAGCCAGCCAGACCACAUCACUGUGGAGGUGCUGGAUGGGACCAAGGGCAAACUGGACGGCCCCAAACUGGACGUGUCGCGGGUCUCCAAGUCCAACAUCUUCCGUCAAUUCCGGUCGUUAUGCCAACAGUGCGGGCGCCAGGACCUGCUGGCUCUCCCGUCUUACGCCCAAGCCAAGAUGGCCGCCAUGUCCUUCCAGGUCGCCAAGCAGCAGUUCUUUGAUGCGCUCGGUAGCCAUGGUUACGGAGCCUGGAUUGGCAAGCCAUUGGAGGAGAAGAGCUUUGACGAAGCGGCGGCCUCUGAUGGCCAAGGGGCAGGAAGUGUUGCUAAUAGCAACCAGGGAUACAACAACAACAAUAGCUAUGGAAGCACAACCACUGACUAUAACAGCAGCCAGUGGGGUAGUAGUGCGUACACACAGGCCAUGUAGAAAGGAGGGAGAAGGGAGGGUUGGCUAGAGAUGGAAGGACAUGAGCCUGGAGGACGGGGGGAAGGGAGGAGAGGAAAGAGGAGCUAACAGCAAGUACUGGAUCUUCUUGAAAGGGGUAGAGGUCAGACAGAUUGGAAAGGACAGAGUUACUGAGAUGGAGGGAGGGAAGGGGACAACAGGCCAGCCCAAGGGGUGAGGGUCAGACAGCAGCAAGAGAGAUGGAGAGAGAGAAUGGGUUGCUACUGCUACACAAAAGCAACAGAAUAUAGAAAGAGAGGGGAGAAUAGGGGGUUAGUAAGCAUGAUGACUGUGAUGUAGUGACAUUCAGAACUGCAUAGCAUGCACUACUGCUCCACUGUAACAGUAGCCCCAGGACACUAUCCUCACAUGUGCAUACAGGACAAACCCUCCCUGCCCUCACGCACACAGCCCUGUCUCUCUAGUUCAGACACCCUACACCUGACCCUGUCCUACUCGCCAGCCAGCCAUUCAAUCACGCAUGACUAGUUUAAUCUGUACUUAUCAGCCUGAGCAUGGAUAGUAGUGAUCACACUUUAUAUAUAUAUAAACCAGCCCUGUAACUUUUAGCUACUCCCCGACCUAGUAACCCACCCCUUUACACUGUGUUAAUGCUAUGGCUACGUCUACAGGUCACAGCCUGGUCCAUCCCAUAACUCUCCACUGUAACAUAGAUUUGAUGACUAACUAGCCUAGAUCAUAAUUAUUCUGUUAUUGUUGUGUCCUAUGUGGUGUGUAUCGCUAUUGUUCUUGAGGUUUUUGGUGUUGCCACUCGAGGGCCACGUCAGAAAGGACAACGGUGACGUUGAGAACUGCUGAGAACAAGUAAAUCAGCUACUUGUUUUCAUUUUAGGAUUCAUGUUAGGGGGGGGGGUCAAAGUUCAGGUUAGGAUAAGUGAUUACUUGUAGUUGUGAUAAAAAAAAAAGAGAAGAAAGGCUUUGCACUCUUGUCCUUCCUAGCGUGGCCAGAAUGUGGCCGGCAGGUUUUAUGCGGACAGGGAGAAAGACUGGUUUGUUUUUAUGUUUUAGUUCAGUCUGAUCAAAUACAUUCAAGGGUGAAGCAAUAUAUACAUCAUGUACAUACAAAUACAUAAAUACACAGAUGUAUAUGCAAUAACAAUGUUUGUGUAGGGUAUGUAUAUAUCUCUGUGUGUGUAUGUAUAUGUAUAUAUUAUGUAUAUAUUUUGUAAGUCAUGCCUAAAAUUGAUUUUCUAUUGACUAUUUUUUUGAAACGUUUUAUCAAGUGGAUGACAAAGCAUUUUGUUUUAUUAUGUAUGAAAAUUCUGUCAAGUUUUAAGUGAUUAUAAAGACCGGCUUUGUAAAAGCUGAAA